AUGAAGUUCCAAUCCAUUAUUUUAGCUUUAACUGCUGGUUUGGCUUUCGUAAUUCAUGCUCAAGCUUGCACCCUUUUUCUCAACGGUACAAAUAUGCAUCAAACUGGUAACACGGGAGGUGGCUGUUUUGGCUUGGAUCCAACCGACCCUAUAAAUAAAGCCACGGUCAGUAAUCCCGGUACUAGCUACGUUUUUUACAGCGAUACCAACUGCAAUGGAACCGCGGUUGCUACAGGCAAAGAUACUACCGCUUAUAAUCCUCCUAUAACUGCCAGUUCAGUCAAUAUAACAUGUCCACCAGGAACAUAA
Ambispora leptoticha is the source of this 309-nucleotide messenger RNA. NCBI's taxonomy places the organism in Eukaryota, Fungi, Glomeromycota, Glomeromycetes, Archaeosporales, Ambisporaceae. The record is from the annotation of a GenBank genome assembly.